This is a messenger RNA of Cuscuta epithymum, 1898 nucleotides long. The record is from the annotation of a GenBank genome assembly. Lineage: Eukaryota; Viridiplantae; Streptophyta; Magnoliopsida; Solanales; Convolvulaceae.
CGUCUCCGGUCGCUCCACUCGCCGUCCAAUCUCUCGUCUUCCUGCCUCCAAAUUCCCGCUCGACGGUCGCACCCCAAACGACUCGAGAUAAAGGCGGUUGGUAAUACAUUUGGUAAUUUUUUCCGCGUGACAACAUUCGGAGAAUCACACGGCGGUGGUGUUGGUUGCAUUAUUGAUGGAUGCCCUCCUCGGCUUCCCCUUUCUGAAUCGGAUAUGCAGGUGGAGCUUGAUAGAAGGAGACCUGGUCAAAGCCGAAUCACAACCCCUAGAAAAGAGACAGACACCUGCAAAAUAUCAUCGGGCAUUGCUGAUGGGUUAACAACCGGAUCUCCAAUUAAAGUGGAAGCUCCAAACACUGACCAGAGAGGACAUGACUACAGUGAAAUGUCACUUGCAUAUCGUCCUUCACAUGCAGAUGCUACUUAUGACUUCAAAUAUGGAGUGAGAUCAGUACAGGGUGGUGGCAGGUCAUCAGCUAGAGAAACCAUAGGGAGAGUUGCUGCUGGAGCAGUUGCAAAAAAAAUUCUCAAACAUUUUUCUGGUACUGAGAUUAUCGCCUAUGUUUCCCAAGUGCAUAAAGUUGUGCUUCCCGAUGGUUUAGUCGAUCACCAGACUGUCACUCUAGAUCAGGUUGAAAGCAAUAUAGUCCGAUGCCCAAAUUCUGAAUAUGCAGAAAAGAUGAUAGCUGCCAUCGAUGCUGUUCGAGUAAAGGGGGAUUCUGUUGGUGGGGUUGUCACAUGCAUUGUUAGAAAUGCUCCACGAGGUCUUGGUUCUCCUGUUUUUGACAAACUCGAAGCUGAGCUAGCUAAAGCUUGCAUGUCAUUACCUGCAACAAAAGGUUUUGAGUUCGGCAGUGGUUUUUCAGGCACGUUUAUGACUGGUAGUGAGCAUAAUGAUGAAUUUUAUGUGGAUGAAAAUGGCCGGAUCAGAACAAGAACCAACCGAUCUGGUGGAAUACAGGGUGGAAUAUCUAAUGGAGAAAUUAUUAGCAUGAAAAUAGCUUUCAAACCUACAUCCACAAUUUCAAGAAGGCAGAAUACAGUGACAAGGGAUGGGCAUGAGACUGAGCUCAUUGCACGGGGUCGGCACGAUCCGUGUGUUGUUCCUCGAGCUGUUCCAAUGGUGGAUGCCAUGGUAGCGCUGGUGCUGGUUGACCAAUUGAUGGCACAAUACGCUCAAUGCAUGUUAUUCCCAAUAAAUCCAGCCUUACAGGAACCCUUGCUCUCACACCCUGAACCAGCGGCAGCCAAUGUUUCCCUUUGAAUGCAUGAUUUUUUUUUGGGGGGUUCCAAACAUGCUUUCCUUCCUUAUUAUUCCACAGAAAUGCAAGUGUUGUUUUGUUAUUAUUAUUUAUAUAUAGAUACUUUAAUUUUCUGUUUACCUUCCGUGAAGAAUAAGGCCUUUACUCUGGCAAUUUAAGGCCCUUUUGUAUUUGUAUUGACAGAAGUUAUGAAUUAUAUAGUUAGAUACUUGCUAUGUUUUUUUGGCUCCCCUCUUUGGAAUGUAUCUUGGGUUACAAGAAGUAUUACUUGUAUGAAAUCUAAAUGUUGUUAGGAGUCUAAACAGGUUAUUUAUGUAACUAGAGUAAUUGAUCACAAUUAAACCUCAGUUGAUACGGAGAAAUUCCAGGGUCCUAUUACUCCAAUAUUGCGGUAUUGCCUGUCAAGCUGCCUAUUUCAGUGGCUAUUUGGAAGAAUAUUGGAAGUAGGGGUGGACUGAUGCGGUUUUGGCCCUUGGAGAAAAUUCUAUAGAUAUGGUACUCUCAUUUUAUUUGGUCAUGUAUUCAACAAAUUUUGGGGUUGGGAUAUUCGGAUUUAUAGAGUUUAAAAUGCACCAUAUUUUCUGAAGAUAUACUAUGCAUAAAUUUGGCGCGUUAACUAUUUGUCAUUUAAAAAAUG